Molecule: messenger RNA, 1344 nt
Organism: Chanos chanos (milkfish)
Lineage: Eukaryota; Metazoa; Chordata; Actinopteri; Gonorynchiformes; Chanidae
Gene: dipk1aa
Product: divergent protein kinase domain 1Aa
Exons: 6
Coding region: 58-1344 (428 amino acids)
Source: RefSeq, a predicted model, not a curated record
CGGCAAUCGAGGCAACACCGGUCAACGGUCUAUGUGUUGAGAUGAUCUAUUUUUGCUAUGGCGAGGGGUCUGUUUUCUCGGGCCUGGAUGACAAAGUCUUAUUACUUUCAGGCUCGUCUGUCCUACGUUCGACUGAAGUACCUGUUCUUCACCUGGCUGACGGUGUUUGUUGGAAGUUGGGUGGUGUAUGUUCAGUACUCUGCUUACACAGAGCUGUGCAGGGCACAAGAAUGCAGCGACUCCAUCUGUGACAAGUACAGAAGGGGUGUAAUCGAUGGCUCGGCUUGCAGCAGCCUUUGUGACAAAGGCACGCUCUAUUUUGGGAGGUGCCUCUCCACUAAGCCUAAUAACCAGGUAUACAUGAGCAGUUGGGGUGAGCUGGACACAGUCAUUAAGUGUCAGUUGGGAGAUGUGCUUCACUAUGAGCUGGGUGAGGAACUGGAACCCAGGAGAGAAGCAACACUCUUUGACAAACCCACCCGUGGGACGUCAGUGGAGAAGUUCAAAGAGAUGGUCUCUAACCACUUAAAGGCUAAGGUUGGAGAACAUGCCAACCUGCCCAGCUUGGUGACCUUGAUCCUAUCAUUUGCAGACAGUAACAAGGAUGGACAAAUUUCCCUCGCUGAGGCCAAAUCAGCCUGGGCCCUGUUGCAGCUCAAUGAGGUUCUGCUAGCAGUGGUUCUCCAGGACCGUGAGCACACGCCCAAACUGCUGGGCUACUGUGGAGACUUGUAUGUGGUGGAGAGGGUACCCUACACUCCCCUCUAUGGUCUCAGCCUGCCAUGGCCACUCGAGCCCUGGAUCCCUGUUGGCCUCCGGCACAGCAUGGACCAAUGGUUCACACCCUCCUGGCCACGCAAAGCCAAGAUCUCCAUUGGCCUGUUGGAGCUAGUGGAGGACAUCUUCCAUGGCACAUUCGGUACCUUUCUCAUGUGUGACAUGAGACCUAACAGUUUUGGCUACACUAAUCGUCACGAUCUGCGCCUGGUGGACGGGCGUAGGGUGGUGCCAGAAGAGGCCUUUAGACUGGCGAUGGUCUCCCAGCACUGUGAGGACGACGAGGACUGCGUUUACGGCAUAGACUGCAGGACGUCGUGCGACCGCACAGAGCGCCGCUGCACGGGCAAGGUGACCCAGCCAAACCUGGCACGGGCAUGCCUGGCACUGAAGGACUACCUCCUGCGGGGGGCGCCGGCACAUCUGCGGGAGGAGCUCGAGAAGCAGAUGUACGCUUGUAUGGGUCUCAAGGGUUCAAAUGAACAGAUGGAAAUGGAGCAUUCGCUCAUCCUCAACAACCUUAAGACCCUGCUGUGGAAACAAAUCUCACACACCAAGGACUCUUAA